This is a messenger RNA of Gadus morhua (Atlantic cod), 3557 nucleotides long. RefSeq names its product transcription initiation factor TFIID subunit 4. The transcript is spliced from 13 exons. Gene Ontology annotation, biological process: DNA-templated transcription; transcription initiation at RNA polymerase II promoter. The record is from RefSeq and is a predicted model, not a curated record. Gene Ontology annotation, cellular component: transcription factor TFIID complex. Bases 99 to 3104 code for a protein of 1001 amino acids. Gene Ontology annotation, molecular function: RNA polymerase II general transcription initiation factor activity; DNA binding; protein heterodimerization activity. Lineage: Eukaryota; Metazoa; Chordata; Actinopteri; Gadiformes; Gadidae.
AGGGAUUAUAGUUCGCGUUAAAAAAACAAAAAAAACCUCCGAGAUGUUACCAAAAUAUCAUUUUUUUUUUAUUUCAUGACGUCAGAUUCAUUCCCACAAUGCAUAGUAACACGCACGCGCAAUGUACAAAAUGUUUUUUUUUUUUUUUUUUGUACAGCAAUCCUCGAUCAGAGAUGGCGGGCGCCUCAGACCCCCUGGAAGAUAUGCUCUUUUCAGAGGUGGACGAGAAAGCAGUGAGCGAUUUGGUGGGAUCUCUGGAGUCACAACUAGCCGACAGCCAAGCCGACACAGAGGGACACACACUUCUGGAGAACAGAGGCAACGGCUCAGCUGGCAACACGAACCAUCACUUGGGGAAAACGUUACCAGCUCGAGUGGGCACCACAACACUAGAACAACAACAACAACAACAACAAGGAGGGCGACAUAAAGCUGGCGUGCACCCGGGGACCCACUGUAAAGGCAUCAGCUCGGAGAAACCCGUCCGAGCAUCCCCACCGAGCUCUCCGCCACCGCUGGACGAGGCUUCUGUCACUGUUGUCGCCGACCAGAAAGCAAACGCCAGCAGCGGCUCGCCUCCCCGUGAUACAUCAAUCACAACAUCGAACGCCUCCGCUCUGUCAACUUUGGCACCGUCUCGAAUCAGCAUCAGCACCGCGGCUCCGGGUCCCAUGGUAACCGCUUUAUCUCCGAGUGGUGGCACGAGACCCACUAAUCCUCCGAGGAAACGCGCCACCGUCGCGUCAAAGAGGAGCGCGUCCGCUCGGAUCAAGAGUUUAACCGGAGGAGCGGUGUCAACGCGGCGGACUAGCGCUGGUGCCUCGGCGUCCGACCUCGCUAGCCCUGCAGCCGGGUGUACAAGUGCAGCAAACCCUAUUCUGAGAGCAGGGACAGCAUCAUGUAGUAGAACCCCCGCGACUGUUACCUUGUCUAACGCCAGCAGCGUGCCAGCAGCAGGUCAGUCGUGUGGUGCUCUCGAUCGGGGCACGCCUACCAUAGCGCUGCACAGACUUCCCAAUCAUAUCGUGGCAAGCAUAGCCCAGAAUGGCAACGGCACCACGGUGUCUGCUCUUGUCCAGCAAGGGGCGCGUUUAGGACCCAUCACCUCCCCCGGUGUACAGCUCAACCACAACGCAGCGUUGACGCUUAACACUUCGGUUUCCAAAACAGACGAGUCUCACCAUAAAACCGCCAUGGCGAGUCAAUCAUGCAACACGAGUUCUGUAAUAAGCACCUGUUCUUCUUCUGUUGUGUUAACAACAGCAGCCACGUUAAGUUCCCUCACCACCGCGGCUGGCUGUGCCGCCGGCGUGGCGACGACUCUGAGUGGGAGCGGGCAAACGACAGCACCAAACAUGCACACGAACACGGUCAGACUGGCAGCUCCCUCGGCUGCACCCGUUGGUGCCACCCCUGCUGCACAGUGUCAGCCCCGUCCCGGGCUGACUGCACCUCCUCAAAGGAUUGUAGCUCCACAACAGUUGAUUGUCAGGGCGCCUCAACCGCAGACGACCAUCCAGCUGCCCUCUGGCUUUACCAUUCCUCAGGGGAUGGUCUUGGUGCGGACGGAGCUGGGACAACUUGUGAUGGUCCCUCAGCAAGCGCUAGCACAAGCCCAGGCUCAGAACAACCUCUCCCCGCGACCCUCCACGCCUACAACCGGGCCCUCCUUCAGAGCCCCCGGCCCUCAGAAGGGCCCCGUGGCCCCCGCCGUGGCAGUGACGGCUCCCCAGCAGGCCCCCGCAUCGGGGGCCCCCCAGGCCCGGGCCGCGGCCCCGGCCUCGCGACCGGCUCAGCCCCCGCAGACGGCCGUCGCCGUGGCCCCCGGGGGCCCGGCCGUAGCCCAGGAAAUGCAGGACAACGUGAAGAAGUGUAAGAACUUCCUGGCCACGUUGAUCAAGCUGGCGUCCCACAAUUCUCCUUCCCCCGAGACAUCCAAGAAUGUCAAGAGCCUGGUCCAGGAUCUGUUGGACGCCAAGAUCGAGCCCGAGGAGUUCACCAGCCGGCUGCAGGCGGAGCUCAAGUCGUCGCCCCAGCCCUACCUCGUGCCCUUCCUCAAGAAGAGUCUCCCGGCCCUGCGGUUGUCUCUGCUCAGCAGUCAGCAUUCGGUGCCCACCCCCCAGCAGGGAGUGAAGCCGGGGGUCUACCCCGGCCCCCCGGUGGCGGGGGGGGCAGCGGUCCGGGUCCACUACCCCAACAGCGUCGGACCGGCCACGGGGGCGGGCGGACUGGCGGCCGCACACACAGCCGGCGUGGGGAUGAAGAGAGGGGGCGUGUCUGGGGGACAGGUUCGGACGCCCGUGGCGACACCGUGUAUGAGAGCACAAGGUGCUCUGUGUAAGGGACUGGUCGGUGCCCAGACAGGCAGAGGCCCCGCGGGUAUGGGUCCACCGGGCUCCGGGAACCAGAAAAACAAGCCCAACGAUCCCGGGGGUGGUUCGUUCAGGGACGACGACGACAUCAACGACGUGGCUUCCAUGGCCGGGGUGAACCUGAACGAGGAGAGCGCCAGGAUCCUGGCCACCAACUCGGAGCUGGUGGGGACCCACAUCCGCUCGUGCAAAGACGAGGCCUUCCUCCACCCGGGGCUGCUGCACCGGAGGAUUCUGGAAGCAGCGAAGAGGUUUGGCGUGACGGAGGUGCCCAUGGACUCGGUGACGUUCAUCUCCCACGCCGCCCAGGCACGGCUCCGCACCGUCCUGGAGACGGUGUCCUCCAUCGCUCAGCACCGCCUCGACUCCUGCAAGGAUGAGGAGUGGUACGAGCCGUCUGCAGACGUGCGCUCCCAGCUCAGGUUCUUUGAGCAGCUGGAGAGGAUGGAGAAGCAGAGGAAGGACGAGCAGGAGAGAGAGAUCCUGCUGAAGGCUGCUAAGAGCCGGGCGAGGCUGGAGGACCCAGAGCAGGCCCGGCUGAAGCAGAAGGCGAAGGAGAUGCAGCAACACGAACUGGCCCAGACGAGGCAGAGAGAGGCUAACCUCACCGCUCUGGCCGCCAUCGGCCCCCGAAAGAAACGCAAGAUGGAUUCGGCGUGGGCCACGGCGUCGGGGAGCGAGGUGAGAGGACCCUCCACGUCCGGGCGGCGGAAGAGCUUUCUUAUGCGCUGACCACCUCUGAUCAGACACCUGAGGGAUCCUUCCUGUUUAGUGCCUGGUUAUGGCACGUUUAUUAAAGGGGACAUAUUAUGAAAACAACACUUUUCCUGGGAUUUGGGGUGUUGUUUUGGGUCUCUGGUGCUCCCGCACGCAUACAAACUUUGAAAAAAGUCUGUACAUGAUUUUUUCGAGUGAGAUAUGCAUUUAUGAAAGUAUCCCGCCUACAGUUAUCAAACGAGCGAGUCAGUUUCGGCGCCCCCUCCUACGUAGGAAGGGGGCACAGACUGUGCCCCCUUCCUGUGCCGCACAGUUGAACAUUACCUCCCACUUCCCCACUCUCCUCCAAUCAGGGCAUAGCAAAGAUUUUGUGGACCAGCGGACGAGCAGCUCCGGUGGGGGGCAGCCCUGCAGCUAAGCUCUAGGAGUACGAUCCCAUUCUCUCCGGAGGAGGAGGCAUGGAGGAGA